GCUCGUUUGUAACAGCGUUUCUGUGUGUUUCACACUCAAGACUCAACGACACAAAAACAACACUAACACAUCAGCUGAGCCACACCCUCCCUCUACCCUCUCUCUUCCCUCCCGAACCCAAAAAUCCCUUCUUCCCUCUCCACAAACCCUCCCUUCUUCCUUCCAGGUUCCAACUCGUAUAUUACGGUUUCGUAUAUACACACAAAGAGAGAGGGGGAAAGGAAGAAAGGAAAAGGAAUGGAUUCAGAUCAGGGGAAGCUAUUCAUCGGGGGGAUUUCUUGGGACACCAACGAGGACAAGCUGAAGGACCAUUUCUGCAACUAUGGUGACGUCACCAACGCCUCCGUUAUGAGGGAUAAGAACACCGGCAAGCCCAGAGGCUUCGGCUUCGUUGAAUUCGCCGAUCCCUCUGUUCUCGACAGGGUCCUCCAAGAUAAGCACGUCAUCGAUGGUAGAACGGUUGAUGCUAAGAGGGCCUUAUCAAGAGAGGAUCAACAAAUUUCUGUCACUUCCAGAGGUGGAAAUUCCCAUUCUGGUUGGAAUUCUGGUGGAAAUGGUGGAAAUAUGAGGACGAAAAAGAUAUUUGUUGGAGGGUUACCUCCCACACUGACUGAGGAAAAAUUUCGUCAGUAUUUUGAGUCGUAUGGUCAUGUAACUGACGUAGUAGUUAUGUUCGACCAGAAUACUGGACGACCACGUGGAUUUGGUUUUAUUUCUUUUGACACUGAAGAGGCAGUUGAUAGAGUUUUGCACAAGACCUUUCAUGAUUUAUACGGUAAGCAAGUAGAAGUGAAGCGUGCACUUCCAAAAGAUGCCAAUCCUGGUGCAAGUGGCCGUGGUGGCGGUGGCGGCGGCGGUGCCGGAGGCUAUCAGGGUUAUGGGUCAUCUGGUGGCAACCAGAAUGCUUACGAUGGCCGUAUGGAUUCUAAUAGGUAUAUGCAACCUCAAAGCACUGCAGGUGGUUUUCCACCUUACGGUUCUGCUGGCUAUAGUGCGCCUGGAUAUGGCUAUGGUCCAGCUAAUAAUGGUAUGGGCUAUGGUGCAUACGGAAGUUAUGGUGGUGCUGCUGCUGGGUAUGGUGGAGCAGCUGGGGCAGCAUACGGGAAUCCAAAUGUUGCUAAUGCUGCUUAUGCCGGUGGUCCACCAGGUGGUCCAAGGACUUCAUGGCCAGCUCAGGCUGCUUCUGGUUAUGGGUCUAUGGGCUAUGGGAACACAGCUGCAUGGGGUGCACCAAGUGGUGGUGCUGGCUCUGUUGGUGGUGGCCCUGGUUCAGCAACUGCAGGUCAAUCCCCCAGUGGAGCUGCUGGAUAUGGGAAUCAAGGAUAUGGAUAUGGCGGGUACGGUGGGUAUAGUGGAAGUGAUAGUUCUUAUGGGAACCCCGGUGGAUAUGGUGCUGUUGGAGGGCGUACUGGGAGUACCCCAAAUAGCAAUGCCAGCGGUGCUGGUGGGAGUGAACUACAAGGUAGUGGUGGCAGCGGCAGCUAUAUGGGCGGUGGCUAUGGGGAGGCUAAUGGAAAUUCAGGUUAUGGAAAUGCUGGUUGGAGAUCUGAACAAGCUCAAGGUUCUGGAAACUAUGGGACUUCUCAGGGGGCUCAUGGUGGGCAAGUUGGUUAUGGUGCUGGAUAUGGUGGUGCUCAGUCUUGAUGAGACGAAUAGGAGUAAUUUUGACAGUAAAAUCACUUACUGGAUCUUGGACUUCGACUUGUGGAUCUGUGGCAUUUAAUAUUAAAUUGUGACCUAAUGAAUUUUUCCUAGCGGUAAAGGAGUGACUCAAGCUCGAUAUCGAUACACAACGGGAUUGGUUGGAUUGCUUGAAUCCCAUUGGUUUUCACUUUGCAGUAUCUGCUUUCAUAGUUUAUAAUAAGUAGUAUGGUUGAAGAGAUACUAGUAGCUACUUCCUAUUUAGUUGUUUUUGUGUGUAGCUUUAAAUUGCGUGCUUGUGAGAUUAGUUGAUUUUCAUCAGUUCUUGUAGUAGUCGUUCAACUAUAGUAUUAUAUUUCACCUAAUAUGAUGGUUUGAUGCAUUUAUCUA
This is a messenger RNA of Arachis duranensis, 2031 nucleotides long. RefSeq names its product heterogeneous nuclear ribonucleoprotein 1. NCBI's taxonomy places the organism in Eukaryota, Viridiplantae, Streptophyta, Magnoliopsida, Fabales, Fabaceae. Bases 238 to 1644 code for a protein of 468 amino acids. Gene Ontology annotation, molecular function: RNA binding. The transcript has 2 exons. The record is from RefSeq and is a predicted model, not a curated record.